AUGUCGGGCCCCAACAUGGGCAUGCCGUUGCUGCCGAGCACGGAAGACGAGGAAGACAGCUUCGGGGAUGCAGAAUACGCUGCCAUCAACUCCAUGUUGGACCAGAUCAACACCUGCCUGGACCACCUGGAGGAGCAGAACGACCACCUCCACGCCCGCCUCCAGGAGCUGCUGGAGUCCAACCGGCAGACGCGCCUGGAGUUCCAGCAGCAGCUAGGGGAGGACCUCACUGACGACGAGGAUGACGAUGACGACGAAUACUACUACGACGCCUACGAAGCCAUCUACGAGGACGACGCCGGCCCCUAG
Molecule: messenger RNA, 309 nt
Organism: Pipistrellus nathusii (Nathusius's pipistrelle)
Lineage: Eukaryota; Metazoa; Chordata; Mammalia; Chiroptera; Vespertilionidae
Source: the annotation of a GenBank genome assembly